This is a messenger RNA of Theobroma umbraticum, 979 nucleotides long. RefSeq names its product RTE1-homolog (gene RTH). Gene Ontology annotation, biological process: regulation of ethylene-activated signaling pathway; response to ethylene. NCBI's taxonomy places the organism in Eukaryota, Viridiplantae, Streptophyta, Magnoliopsida, Malvales, Malvaceae. Gene Ontology annotation, cellular component: Golgi apparatus; endoplasmic reticulum. The record is from RefSeq and is a predicted model, not a curated record.
GGUGCGGUACAAUGAAAACCUUAGGCUGGGCAAUCACAUUCCAGUAUCCAAACAUACGAACAAAUUUCAGAGAGGAGUUGGGGACCUUCUUUUUUACCAUCGCUGGGGCGCGCAUCCGAUUCCUCGACUCUCCGCUGGAUCUGCGUUUCUCUUCCCGACAAAGGACAGUGGAAAAUGGAAGAACAUGUAGAUUCUGAUCACCAGCUAAUGGUUGAGGGCGGUUUGACUUUUCCACGUAGUAUGCAAAUUGAUCCCAGAAGACAACGGUUUCCGUGCUGCAUUGUUUGGACACCUCUACCUGUUCUCUCAUGGUUGGUUCCUUUCAUUGGCCACGUUGGCAUUUGCAGAGAAGAUGGGGUUAUUCUAGAUUUUGCAGGGCCUAAUUUUGUCUGUGUUGACAAUUUUACUUUCGGGGCAGUGGCUCGCUAUAUCCAAAUCAACAAAGAUAAGGAAUGCUGCAUUUCUCCUCAUCCCUCUGCAUUUAAAGGAGAGCCAGAAUACCAGCAUGAUGAUCCUAGGAGAGAGACAUUAACAUGGGACGACGCACUACAAAAAAGCACGCAAGAGUUCCAGCACCGCUCAUACAGCCUUUUCACUUGCAAUUGCCAUUCAUUUGUAGCAAACAACCUGAACAGGUUAGGCUUUCAUUCGGGUGGGUGGAACGUAGUGAACCUUGCCGUCCUUAUCUUCCUCAAGGGCUGCUGGGUGAGCAAAUCAGCAUUCCUGCGAUCUUUCUUGCCAUUUGUCAUUGUAUCCGUUCUCGGACUUGCCUUUGGUGGCACUACAUACUUGACUUUCUUGGCCCUCUUCGCAUUUCUCCUUGUUGGAUGGUUCCUUCUCGGCACUUACUGUUUCAAAAGUUUAAUCCAUUUGUAGCUUUUAAACAUUAUCCAACUCUCCAUCUCCAUUUAUGUAUAAGAUCUGUUUGCUAUAUCCAUAUGCUUAUGCUCAAUCGAGAUUCGUACGCUAUUACAAGGAA